Dreissena polymorpha is the source of this 2044-nucleotide messenger RNA. RefSeq names its product spliceosome-associated protein CWC15 homolog. Gene Ontology annotation, biological process: mRNA cis splicing, via spliceosome. The record is from RefSeq and is a predicted model, not a curated record. Gene Ontology annotation, cellular component: catalytic step 2 spliceosome. The coding region runs from base 145 to 801 and encodes 218 amino acids. Gene Ontology annotation, molecular function: RNA binding. NCBI's taxonomy places the organism in Eukaryota, Metazoa, Mollusca, Bivalvia, Myida, Dreissenidae. The transcript has 7 exons.
UUUGAAUGCAGGACCUAACGUUAACCCGCAUGAGAAGGUUAAAAAUUCGAUGAGUAUGCGAACUAGACUGACACCAUCUUGACGGUGUAACCAUCUUGAGCUAGCAGUAAAUGACGCGUUUCUUACACUACACUGAUUUUCACAAUGACUACAGCAGCUCGCCCGACUUUUGAUCCAGCCCGUGGAGGGAAGGGUAAAGGUGAGAGUGGAGACCUGAGCGCCCUGUCUAAACAGUACUCUAGCAGAGACCUGCCUGGACAUACACGCCUGAAAUACAGACAAGAAGGUCAAGGAACCACAGAUGAAGUUCGCAACCGUGACUUUAGACGAGAGCUGGAAGAUAGAGAGAGGGCCAACAGAGAGAAGAGGGGGGACAGAAACAGAGACUCUUCAAGCAAGCGUCCCCGCCUGGAACAAAUCUCAGCCUCAAAUCUGGAUGCAGAUGAUCCUCUGGAUGACGAUGAUGAGGAGGAUGAGGACGACAGCUCGGAUGAUGAGGAUGACACUGCUGAACUCCUGGCUGAGCUCAACAAGAUCAAGAAAGAGAGGCAAAGAGAGAAGGCAAAAUUAGACGCCGAGAAGAAAGUUGAAGAUGAGCGUAUCCGUACAGAGAUUAUCCUCAAGGGAAACCCCCUCCUCAACCAGGACAAAACACAGACUGACUUCAAAGUAAAACGAAGAUGGGACGAUGAUGUGGUGUUCAAGAACUGUGCCAAAGGAGGGGAGAGUAAAUCACUGUUUAUAAAUGACACGCUCAGAUCUGAGUUCCACAGAAAGUUCAUGGAGAAAUAUGUCAAAUAAGUGGAAUCAUUCUGGAACCUGACUUAUUAGUCAUUGAAGGACAACCUGAAAGUGAUUUUACCAAAUUUAAACGGAAAACAUUUAUUUGUGAAGCAUGUAUUUAAGUACUAGUAAUUUUUUUUACAUAAGUAUGACAUGGUGGUAAACAGGUCUGGUGUCUUAUAAUUACAACUUAUUACCUCCCUUUCAAUGCGAGGCUUGUUUUACUAAUACUGCUUAAGUUUUCUGGAUCUAUUUAAAAAAUUAAGAGUUUAAGUGAAUAUUAUAAUAGGGUAUGGUGGUUUCCUCCACUGUGGUGGUUCUAAAAUCACACCUUGAAGUACAUGCUUCAACAUAAUUCAUGCCAACCUUUUCUAUGAAUGGUUGUACUCGUAGUAUUUGGAGUUGAAUUAAUUAUUGUAUAUUCUUAUUAUUGUUAAAUAAUUUGAAUACAAGGGAUCAUAUUUCAUAAAUUUAUUGAGGUUAACAUUAUUAAUAGUUUCACUUCCAUUCCAAAUUUGAUUAGUUUAAAACUACAUCUGAUUUUUUUUAAUCCAGUAACACUGUAGUGAAUAGUGGUUAUAUUAUGUUAAUAAUAAUUGAGCUCUGUCGCUGCAAAAUUUAGUUGUGAAAUUUGUUAAAAAUGAUAUUUCAAUGCUAGGGAAAAUAUUUUAAUAAAAAGAGCCUUUGUUCAUAGAUGUUUGUAAUAAUCAAAAAGAUUUUACUAACCUUACUAUAAUAUAUGGAGUAAUUUAAAUACUAAAAUAAUUAUAACAUAGGAAAAGAGAUGAGUGUGACAAUUUGCUUCCUGUGGGAUUCUACUUCAGGAGGUUUGCAGGCAACUCUAAUGGGCUCUUUAUGCUUUAGAACAUAUUUUAUACUCUAUGUUAUAUAUAGGCACAUUUUCAAAAUAUUUAUGGAAAGCAUUAUCAAUAUAUUUAUUUAUUGUGCUUAAUUAGCAUCUAUAAACAAAACGAUUUUCAAUAUAUUUUUCUUAGAAGUGUUAUACGGCUGGGUUUAAUUUUGUAUAAAAUAAAUUAGUUUUUGAAUGUGUAACUUCUUUUUUUUUCAUAAAUAACAAUUGUGCAAAUAAAUGAACAAUUACCUUUCUAAUUUUUCUGGAAUAUGACCCCUCAUUGCGAUUUUAAAAUGCGAAUAUGUAUGAAAAAUGUUUCAUGUCUGGAUAACAAUAUAUGUCCUGUCAUUCAUUUAUAACAUAUAUUUCCUGUCAUUUAUUGUGUACAAAUACAUUUCCUGUAAUUUA